Closterium sp. Naga37s-1 is the source of this 714-nucleotide messenger RNA. NCBI's taxonomy places the organism in Eukaryota, Viridiplantae, Streptophyta, Zygnematophyceae, Desmidiales, Closteriaceae. The record is from the annotation of a GenBank genome assembly.
AUGGCCGUUUCUCCUAUUUCCCCGGCUAAGGAAGCUUUAUCGCCACGUGGACUUGAUCUCCGCUCAUUGGUUGGGAGAUACAUGAGCCAAGUACGUGCUGACGUGGACCUCGAGCGUCAGCCUGACGUGGAAGCGGCGGAAGGCAUGGGGGAGGUGGGAGAGGGCGGCGGAGCCGAGAUGAUGGGUGGCGGAGAGGGGGACGACGGAGGAGCAUCCGAGGGCGGCAGUGGGGGUGGGAAUAGCAAUGGCAAUGGUGACGGCGACGGCAGCGACGGCAACAAGAGGAAAAUGCGGCUGUCGCAGGAUCAGAUCUCCAUGCUGGAGCAAGUCUUCCAAAAGCACCCGAAGCUGGUGGCUCGGCAGAAGGCGACCCUGGCGGAGAGGCUCGGCGUGCGGGUGCGGCAGGUGGAGGUGUGGUUUCAGAACCGGAGGGCGCGCACCAAGGUGAAGCAGACAGAGGCGGAGCUGGAGGGGCUGAGAAGGCGAUGCCAGCUGCUGGCGGAGGAGAAUAAGCGGCUCAAGCUGCAGCUGGCUGCGAGGGAGAGGGGGGAGAGGGGAGAGAGGGGAGAGAGGGGGGGGAAAGCGGAGAAGGGGGAAAGGGAGCUGGAAAAGGAGGGGAAGAGGGGAAGAGGGGGAGGAGAUGCUGGGGGUGCAAUGAAGAGGGUCAAGUCAAACCCCACCACAAAAUCAAACGUGCACCACUCCCAGUACUAG